This is a messenger RNA of Arabis nemorensis, 867 nucleotides long. The record is from the annotation of a GenBank genome assembly. NCBI's taxonomy places the organism in Eukaryota, Viridiplantae, Streptophyta, Magnoliopsida, Brassicales, Brassicaceae.
AUGGACCAUCAUAGUGUAGUGAUAGAGAAUAAGAAAGUUUACGCGGUGGAUGAUGAUGAAGAUCAAAGCUUUCCAACUGAAUGGUUUCUAACUGAAUGGAGAAGAGGAACAAAUCAGGAGGAUUCGGUGCCAGGAAACCGAAACGAUUGGUGUGCCAUAGGAAAUUUGUUAUACUGUAUUGAUACUAGCGGGAGAAUACUGUGGUGUGAGCCGGAUGAGUUAGAUUGGAAGGAAGUGAAAGGUUUGAAAAAGCGCCAAAAUCCUUUCCCUGCUAUUCCGAAUUUUCCUCUCCGUUCUACAAUCAGGCGGGUCAGACGUGCUGAAACCAUCAAACUCUGCAGCAACUCUGCAGGUAACAUUGUCAUCUUCUCGAAAAUGUUGCUUGGAGGUCCUAAGAAUUCGAGGCUUUGCUCCGAGGAGAUUUCCUUGGAGAGACGUGAGGGAGGCGAGAUUUGGGGGAAGAUUGAGUGGUUUGGUACUGUCUUCCAACUUGAUCCUCUCUCACUGGCAUCUAGCUUUAACGUCUUAUUUUCUGCUUCUGUCCAUGCUUAUUAUGGAGGGGGAGGUACACCAAAUCCUGUUUUCCCACCUCCUAGUCCACACCCGUACAUGUGGAGUGCUCAACACCAUAUGAUGUCGCUUUAUGGGACCCCAGUUCCGUAUCCAGCAAUGUAUCCCCCAGGGGCAGUCUAUGCCCAUCCUAGCAUGCCCAUGCCUCCUAGUUUUGGUCCAACCAACAAAGAAACUGCGAAGGACCAAGCUUCUGGCAAGAAGUCAAAGAGGAACUUGAAGAGAAAGGGUGAAGGAGGUGAGAAGGCGCCUUCUGGUUCAGGGAACGAUGGUGUAUCUCAAAGGUGCGACCUAUAA